AUGUCCGACCAGCAGCAGAAGACGACGACUCCGGUCGUUCCUGAGUCACAGCCUGCUACCAUCACUACUCCUGAGGCCCCUCAGCCUGCGUCUGCUGACUCUGCUACCGCUGCUGCUCCUACAACUACUACUACCACUACCACUAGUGACGCUAUCGCGGAAUCUCAGCCGGAGAUGACGACCGAGGAGAAGACGGCCGCGGAACCUGCUCAAAUACCCGCCGCCGCUACCGCUGCUGCUCCUUCUAUUCCUGCCACCACCAAAGCUCUCGUUACCGAAACUGCUCCCGCUCUGGAGGGAAAGAAUGAGGAGGAAGUAGCGAAGGAAGGACCUUCGAAGGAUGGAGUCGAAGAGGAAGAACCCAAGGAGGAGGCCAAGGAGGAACCUAAGGAAGAACCUAAGGAGGAGGCCAAGGAGGAGCAGCCUGCCCAACCGGAAUAUCUGGUCAAAACCCCCGCUCUGGCCCAGUUCUUCGAUCGCCUGCCUGCCAUUCUCUCUGCGACCGGCCAUGCUGAGAUGUGGGGAGUGGCCUUGAAGGACUCCAACGAUAUCCCCACGGUCAACGUACUCAUUAAAUUCUUGCGAGCCAACGAGGGCAAUGUCAAGCUGGCGGAGGAGCAGCUGACCAAGGCCCUGCAAUGGCGUAAGGGGAUGAACCCCGUCGCGCUGACUGAAGGUCAAUACAAUGCUGAGAAGUUUGGUGGUCUUGGCUAUGUGACCAAAUACACCGAGGCGAACGGCCAGGAGGUUGUUGUUACGUGGAAUAUCUAUGGAAGUGUCAAGAAUGUGGAAGCUACGUUUGGUGACUCAGAUGAGUUUAUCCGGUGGCGUGUGGCACUUAUGGAGCUGGCAGUCAAGGAUAUGAAGCUUGGCGAGGCUACGACCGUGAUUGACUAUGAGGGAGAGGAUCCCUACCAGAUGCUCCAGGUCCACGACUACUUGAACGUCAGCUUCCUCCGCUUGAACCCCAACAUCCGCGCAGCCACCAAGAAGACUAUUGAGGUGUUCGCCACCGCCUACCCCGAACUGCUGCGUGAGAAGUUCUUCGUCAACGUCCCUGCCAUUAUGGGCUGGAUGUUCGCCGCGAUGAAGGUUUUCCUCAGCAAGAACACUACGCGCAAGUUCCACCCCAUCUCCAACGGCGCCAAUCUGGCUCGGGAGUUCUCUGCUCUGAAGGAUCAGUUUCCUCACUCCUACGGCGGCACUGGUCCCGCCUUGCAGGAAAGUGGCUAUACCGUCAAGUUGGAACAGAGUGCUCCCGUUGCCGCCGCGGCUCCUGAGUCGAAGUCGGACGCAGAGGGCUCAAAGGAAAUUACAACCCCGGCUGAAGAAGUGCCCGCGGAGGCGCCCAGACAGGAGUCCUCGACAGUGGAGGCUGUCAAGGCGGACCCUACGGUGACGGCUCAGGAGACGUCCGCUGUGGGGGUGGCCAAAUGA
This is a messenger RNA of Aspergillus japonicus CBS 114.51, 1437 nucleotides long. It is a transcript of the gene sfh5, whose product is annotated as CRAL/TRIO domain protein. The transcript is spliced from 2 exons. The record is from RefSeq and is a predicted model, not a curated record. NCBI's taxonomy places the organism in Eukaryota, Fungi, Ascomycota, Eurotiomycetes, Eurotiales, Aspergillaceae. Gene Ontology annotation, cellular component: cortical endoplasmic reticulum; cytosol; plasma membrane. Bases 1 to 1437 code for a protein of 478 amino acids. Gene Ontology annotation, molecular function: phosphatidylinositol transfer activity. Gene Ontology annotation, biological process: regulation of exocytosis; Golgi to plasma membrane protein transport.